AUGGACGGCCUGGGGGAAAUGGCCGGCCGCGCGCCGCUUGACGAAGCGGUCGAUUCGCCCGCGCCGUCUACGCAUGCCGGCCGCAGCAUGUCGCCGGCGGACUCUAUUUCACGCUGCGCCGUCGUCGGCUCCGUGCCCACUUCCCACGAGUCGCUCGCAGAGUCGGCUUCGGGCGAGGCGCACGUGCUCGUGAAGGAAGAGGCGGCGGCGGGCGCCGACGAGCUGUCGCCCGACGACGAGCUCGGCAAGCAGGACGGGCUGUCAGUGAUAGUGCAGCCUCAGGACGAGUCUCGUGACUCGGAGCUGCUCAGCCCCGGCAAGCUAUCGCCAACCUCGGCCAUCUCUGUCAGCGUCGCCAGCAUGAUCGACGCCGGCGAGUUCCGCAGCCUGCAGCCGGAACCCACCUACCAGACGCUGACGUCCGUCAACGGCCGCAUGUCACCGCCUGGGUUCAGCCCCAGCUCAUCGUACGCGACGUUGACGCCGCUGCAGCCCCUGCCUCCCAUCUCCACCAUGUCGGACAAGUUCGCGUACGGCCACGCUGGCAACGUGAGCGGCUCCUUCACCGUCAUGCAGAACAACGGACUGGGCAACAUGGGGCUGGGCAUGAGCGUGGGGUCGCCCUACAUGGGCAUGUCGCCGCCGCACCACUACUCGUCACCCGGCCACCUGGGCGGAAUGCUGCCGCAGCAGCACUCGCCGCUGUCGCCACAGAGCGGCUACAGCCAGAACGGACUGCACUCGCCACAGAAGAGCCUGUCGCCGAGCGGCUACGACUCGCCGUACGCGCAGAGACCUGCCGCCGUGGCGCCUCACAGCCCGGCGCUCAGCCCGCCGUCGGCGUCGCUGCAUUCCCCGCCGGGUGCCGGGGUCGGCGUCGUGACGGCCGCCUUCCAGCCGGCGCCGCUGGGCGCGCUCAACGGCCUGCCGCAGCUGGCGGCGGCGUCGGCGUCGCCGCACCACUCGCCGCACGUGGUGCCGUCGCCGUCGCCCCCAGGCUUCGCGCCGCCGCCGCAGCAGCAGCCGCCGCCGCCGCAGCAGCAGCAGCAGGUGGUGGUGAAGACUGUGGCCGGGUCGAGCGGCGGCCUCGCCGCCUCCGCCGAGGUGGAGGAGAUCAACACGAAGGAGCUGGCGCAGCGCAUCAGCGCCGAGCUCAAGCGCUACAGCAUCCCACAGGCCAUCUUCGCGCAGCGCGUGCUGUGCCGCUCGCAGGGCACGCUGUCCGACCUGCUGCGCAACCCCAAGCCGUGGUCCAAGCUCAAGUCGGGCCGCGAGACCUUCCGCCGCAUGUGGAAGUGGCUACAGGAGCCGGAGUUCCAGAGGAUGUCCGCUCUGAGAUUGGCAGGGCGCAAGACAAUGUGCGUGACCACGUGCUCGCCACGUGCUACGGCGUACCCCCGGCGACGCUAUUGA
Bacillus rossius redtenbacheri is the source of this 1413-nucleotide messenger RNA. RefSeq names its product one cut domain family member 2 (gene onecut). Gene Ontology annotation, cellular component: nucleus. The coding region runs from base 1 to 1413 and encodes 470 amino acids. The transcript has 2 exons. Lineage: Eukaryota; Metazoa; Arthropoda; Insecta; Phasmatodea; Bacillidae. Gene Ontology annotation, biological process: regulation of transcription by RNA polymerase II. The record is from RefSeq and is a predicted model, not a curated record. Gene Ontology annotation, molecular function: RNA polymerase II cis-regulatory region sequence-specific DNA binding; DNA-binding transcription factor activity, RNA polymerase II-specific.